AUUUCGAAAAGACCCAAAUGUGUGUAUUCCAUCUAUAUCUAAAGUGGGAAAUACUCCUGUUAAAUGUAGCGGAGAACUUUUAUUCUCCGAUUCCUUUGAAAAAAAUAUGGAUAAUUGGAAGCACUACGUGAUCCAUCGGUUCCAGCAUCCCUACCGUGAAGGCGUUUCUUUUAAAAUGUCAAAGCAAAAUAGUUACAUAGAAAACAAAACAUUGCAUUUAAAGGUUACCAAUUGCACUAGAGAAACCUUUCUGGAAAAUUGUUCAUAUAUUGGAACUGAUGAAGUUGAUGGAAAUUUAAAAUGCGGCACUCGUGACAAAAAAGAAGAAAGAUAUUAUCGCAACAACUUGCUUCCACCAUUUCAAGCUGCAAUGCUACAGUCUAAAACAAAAUUUAGGCAUGUCAGAAUUGAUAUUGAGGCCCAGGUUGCCCACGGAGAUUUUUUAUUUUCAGGAAUGCAGUUAGCAACUGAAAACGAUGCCAUCAACAUUGCUAUUGUGCGGGGUAACUCCGAAUUAAAAGACACUGCCAACAACGAGGUCGGAGGUAAAAGUCUUUUUGCUGGAGUUUUGAGAAAAUCUCCGGACAAAGAUAAGUUUGAACCCCACGAGGCAGAUCAAUUUUUUCGCAGCGACGAACACUUUGGAAACAGAUAUCAUACAUACUCUGCCAUUUGGAAGAGCGAUAGUAUAACGUUUAAGUUGAAUGGCCAGACCUACGCUAUAUUUGAUAACAAGGAAAUAAUGGAGGAAAUAUCGUUAAAUGGAGAGCGCCACAUUCAGUUGUUUUUGACGGUAGGGGGUGAACUUCAUUUUCCCGAUUCCCGAAUAGUAAAAGGAGGCAAUUUCGUACAUUCCAAUGCCAAAAUUUCAUCGAUUAUAAAAAGCCAUGUUAAUUCCUCAUCGUGGGUUCAACCAAAACUGAGCAUUAGGAGCAUAAAAGUCUACUCAACGGAUAAGAAUGAGAUAUAAAAACAUUAUAAAUGUUUUUGGACCUACAUAUGUAUGUUUAUGGUUUAUUAUGUAUUUCAACGUAAAUAAACGAAUAUAUGGGUAUUUCACCAGAAAGGUCAACUACAACCAGAAAACUAAAGGUCAAUAAAAUUAUUUUUUUUUUUUCACAUAUUUGUCAAGAUUAUCCAUAAAAUUUAACUAAUUAAAUCCGAUUUUGCAAAUAAUACAUUUUUAAAUAUUUCAAUAUAAAGUCAAUAAAGUGAGAAAGUUCAGUCUUAAACUUUCCACAGCACAUUUAUAAUUAUAUCAAAUAAAAUUCAAAAUGCUCUAUACCAAACCAAA
Molecule: messenger RNA, 1294 nt
Organism: Drosophila bipectinata
Lineage: Eukaryota; Metazoa; Arthropoda; Insecta; Diptera; Drosophilidae
Product: gram-negative bacteria-binding protein 2-like
Biological process (GO): carbohydrate metabolic process
Molecular function (GO): hydrolase activity, hydrolyzing O-glycosyl compounds
Source: RefSeq, a predicted model, not a curated record